Messenger RNA from Dermacentor silvarum, 591 nucleotides. RefSeq lists its product as uncharacterized. The record is from RefSeq and is a predicted model, not a curated record. Lineage: Eukaryota; Metazoa; Arthropoda; Arachnida; Ixodida; Ixodidae. The transcript has a single exon. The coding region runs from base 1 to 591 and encodes 196 amino acids.
AUGGAGCGGAUCAAGGGCAAGCGAGCAACCCAACGAGCUCUGCACACGCGUCUCCGAAACGAGGCAAGCCAACUCAUGGAAUCGAGUCAUUUUAGCGCUCCGGCGCUUCGAGUGCUGCAUGACAGACUGAACAACUGCAACGACGGACUACGGGUGCUCAACGAACAGUUGGAGGGCUACCUCACGGACGAGCAAGCAUCCGAAGACUACAUCUCGGUCGCGGAUUAUGAAGACAACGCGGCAGCAGCCUUGUCCCUUCUCUGUCACCACAUCGAACAACUUCAGUCUCAAACGACCGCGGAUCGAGGCCUACCGACACCUAACGACGCCUCAGCUUCAGGUACGAUCUCGGGACAUCGUGCCCUCGGUGAUAGCUCAACACCAGUUGUCGGUGCUUCUCGACUUCCGAAGCUCGACUUGGUUCACUUCAAUGGAACAGUGCAACAGUGGCAGCCCUUCUGGGACAUGUUCAAGCACGCCGUCCACGCAAAUACCAGUUUAACGAACAUCAACCGCUUUCACUACUUGAAAACCCUUUUGGCUGGACCAGCGGCCAAAGCAAUCGAGAGAAUUCAAGUGACGGACGCAUAA